Messenger RNA from Daphnia magna, 664 nucleotides. RefSeq names its product 14 kDa fatty acid-binding protein. Gene Ontology annotation, cellular component: nucleus; cytosol. Lineage: Eukaryota; Metazoa; Arthropoda; Branchiopoda; Diplostraca; Daphniidae. Gene Ontology annotation, molecular function: fatty acid binding. Gene Ontology annotation, biological process: fatty acid transport. The coding region runs from base 94 to 504 and encodes 136 amino acids. The record is from RefSeq and is a predicted model, not a curated record. The transcript has 4 exons.
CCUCAUUCAAUCACCAGCAGUGUUUUGUCUUCUCGACUUACUAGUCUAUUCUUUACCUCUGCCAACCAGCCGUUUCAACUCGAAAACAAGAAAAUGGUGUUUGAAACAACGGGCAAGUUCCAACUAGUCAUUGGAGAUGACGACAACUACGACAAAAUCAUGGAGGCCGUCGGCGUCCCUCCGGAGAAGCGCCAAAAAGUUCGCAGUUUAAAGCCGAUCGCCGAGUUCUCUCACGACGGUGACCAAUACAAAGUGACUGGAUCGGCCGAAGGCUUCCCUGAACGCACUAAACUCUUUAUCUUGGACGUCGAGCAGGAAGAGACCACCAUGGAUGGACGUAAAGUCAAGAGCACUUAUCGACGCAACGGAAAGAACAUGGUCCAAACCGAAGUGCAGGAGAAUGGCAUGGCCAUUGUCUACAACCGGGAAAUCAAAGGAGACGAGAUGCAUGUCAAAAUCACCUACGGUAACCUGGAAGCCAAUCGUGUCUUCAAACGGCUGUAGAUUCUGUUCAUGGAUCAACGCUGCUGAUGGGCCUUUCCAGAGCAAGAAAUUGUUGGCAAGUUAGUCAAACCACUAUAGACGUCACACACAAUCCAAAAAGAAGUUGCUAAAUUUUAAACGAUUGGCUUUUUGGAAUAACGAAUACACUUUUUGCCUGGCA